Messenger RNA from Colletotrichum truncatum, 2658 nucleotides. The record is from RefSeq and is a predicted model, not a curated record. NCBI's taxonomy places the organism in Eukaryota, Fungi, Ascomycota, Sordariomycetes, Glomerellales, Glomerellaceae.
AUGAGGGCACAGGCUGUGGCUGUUGCGCUUCUGGCGGCAACUGACUACGUUUCUGCUGGCAUACAGCAUGAGAGACGGCUGCAGAAGCGCGAUCUAGCAUAUUCGCCUCCAGUCUACCCAUCCCCAUGGAUGGACCCUAAUGCUGACGGCUGGGCUGAUGCAUAUGCCAAAGCCAAAGACUUUGUCUCUCAAUUGACCCUCCUCGAGAAGGUCAAUUUGACCACCGGAGUUGGAUGGCAAUCAGACUUGUGUGUCGGCAACGUCGGCGCAAUCCCCCGGCUUGGUCUGCGCGGUCUUUGCAUGCAGGAUGGCCCGGUAGGCAUCCGCUUUAGCGACUAUAACUCUGUCUUUCCCUCGGGUCAGACCGUUGCAGCAACUUGGGAUAGAUCGCUCGUAUACCGCAGAGCCGAGGCCAUCGGUGCCGAACAGAGAGCCAAGGGUGUCGACGUCGUGUUGGCUCCCGUCGCCGGUCCUAUCGGCCGGGCUCCAGCUGGUGGAAGAAACUGGGAAGGUUUCUCUGUUGACCCUUACCUGACCGGCAUCUUCAUGGCUGAGAGUGUCAAGGGCAUUCAGGAUGCUGGUGCCAUCGCAUGCGCCAAGCAUUUCGUUGGAAACGAACAGGAGCACUUCAGACAAGCACCCGAAGCGAUUGGCUACGGCUACAACAUUACAGAGUCACUAUCGUCCAACAUUGAUGACAAGACCAUGCAUGAACUUUACAUGUGGCCGUUUGCCGACGCCGUCCGCGCCGGUGUUGGUUCAAUCAUGUGCUCUUACACGCAAGUCAACAACUCCUACGGCUGCCAGAACUCGAAGCUCUUGAACGGCCUUCUCAAGGAUGAGUUGGGAUUCCAGGGUUUUAUUAUGUCGGAUUGGCAGGCACAGCAUGCUGGUGCAAGUGCCGCCGUUGCUGGAUUGGACAUGAGCAUGCCGGGUGACACAGUUUUCAACUCUGGCCAGACUUUCUGGGGUACCAACCUAACUAUUGCUGUUCUUAACGGCACCGUUCCCGAGUACAGGAUCGACGACAUGGCCCUGCGUAUCAUGGCUGCCUUUUUUAAGGUCGGUAAUACAGUAGAAGGGCUGCCUGAUAUCAACUUUUCGUCAUGGACUCUGGACACUGUUGGCCCCCUCCAAUACUACGCCAAGGAAAACGUCCAGACCAUUAACCAGCACGUUGACGUCCGCAAGGGCAAGGAGCACUCCAACUUGAUCCGUGAGAUUGGCGCCAAGGCUACAGUGCUGCUCAAGAAUGAGGGUGCUCUUCCCCUGAAGAAGCCCAAGUUCUUGGCCGUGAUUGGAGAGGACGCUGGCCCCAACCCUCGUGGUCCCAACGGCUGCUCUGACCGUGGUUGCAAUGAUGGUACCCUUGCUGCUGCCUGGGGAUCUGGUUCCUCCAACUAUCCUUACCUCAUCACCCCGGAUCAGGCGCUCCAAAAGCGCGCCCUCGAGGACGGCACUCGCUAUGAGAGCAUUCUCAGCAACUACGAAUCAGUCGCCACCACUGCCCUGGUUUCUCAAGCAGACGCCACUACUAUCGUUUUUGUCAAUGCCAACUCCGGUGAAGGCUACAUUAACGUCGGCGGAAAUGAGGGUGACCGCCAGAACCUAACUCUCUGGAAUUCUGGAGAUGAACUAAUCAAGAACGUGUCCUCCGUGUCCAACAACACCAUUGUUGUCAUCCACUCCGUUGGUCCCGUCCUCGUAACUGACUGGUACAACAACCCCAACAUCACAGCCAUCCUCUGGGCUGGCCUCCCUGGACAAGAAUCCGGAAACUCAAUCACUGAUGUUCUUUACGGCGACGUCAACCCCGGAGGCAAGUCUCCCUUCACUUGGGGCCCAACCCGCGAGAGCUACGGGGCCGACGUUCUAUACAAGCCCAACAACGGCGAGGGCGCUCCCCAGGAUGACUUUACCGAGGGCGUCUUUAUCGAUUACCGAUACUUUGAUCGUGCGACGGCCGGAGGCAGCCAAAACGGAACGUACCAGAACUCUAGCAGUGCUGCUCCCAUUUAUCCCUUCGGGUUUGGUCUCUCGUACACGAAGUUUGAGUAUUCCAACUUGGUCGUCACCGACAGAAAUGCUGGAGAAUACGCACCGACAACUGGCCAGACGGCGGCCGCUCCUACCUUUGGCAACCACAGCACAAACUUGGCCGAUUACGUGUUCCCCGAGAAGGAGGCCCGUUACAUUUAUAAGUUCAUCUACCCGUGGUUGAACGUCUCAGACGCUCGUGAGGCGUCGCAGGAUCCUCACUUUGGUCAGACUGCCGAGGAAUUCCUGCCACCCAAGGCUUUGGAGAGCGGUCCCCAACCCAAGCAUGCCGCCUCUGGUAGUUCGGGUGGAAACCGACAACUUUGGGACGUCCUCUACACCGUAACUGCAACUGUAACCAACAAGGGUGACGUUGCCGGCGAUGAAGUUGCGCAAUUAUACGUGUCGCUCGGCGGCCCUGACGACCCGGUCAAGGUGCUGCGUGGGUUUGAGCGCAUUCCUCUUGCUCCUGGAGCAUCAGCGACAUUCACGGCGGAUAUUACCAGACGUGAUCUCAGCAACUGGGACACUGCGAGCCAGAACUGGGUGAUUGGGCAGCAUGCGAAGAAGGUGUGGGUGGGAGGCUCUUCGAGAGACCUGCCUCUCAGUGCGUCGCUAUAA